UUCAUCAGCGCGUUGAGACCGAAGCACAUCGACUAUGAACUUUCUUAGCCUAAUUAUCUUCUGUAGCUCCUUUUUGGUCGCUGUGAGUGGCUUAAGUUUCACGGUGACGUCACGGAUCUACAUCGAUGUCAAGCACAACAAGAAGCCGGUGGGAAGGAUAACCUUUGGAUUGUUCGGGAAGUUGGCUCCCAAUACAGUGGCUAAUUUCCGACACAUCUGCCUGCGCGGGAUCAACGGAACCAGUUACGUGGGUUCUCGUUUCCAUCGCGUGGUGGAUCGAUUCCUCAUCCAGGGCGGAGAUAUCCUAAAUGGCGAUGGAACUGGCUCCAUUAGCAUCUAUGGCGAGUAUUUUCCGGACGAAGACAAGGCCUUAGCCGUGGAGCACAAUAGACCGGGUUACUUAGGAAUGGCCAAUCGCGGUCCCGAUUCCAACGGCUGCCAGUUUUAUGUGACCACCGUGGGCGCCAAGUGGCUGGAUGGGAAGCACACAGUUUUUGGCAAGGUACUGGAAGGAAUGGACACCAUAUACGCCAUUGAGGAUGUCAAAACGGAUACGGAUGAUUUCCCAGUGGAGCCUGUGGUGAUCUCCAACUGCGGCGAGAUCCCCACCGAGCAGUUCGAAUUCUACCCGGACGACUUCAACAUUCUCGGAUGGAUUAAAGCGGCUGGUCUGCCCGUGACCAGUUCCUUCUGUGUCCUGCUCAUCUUUCACUACUUUUUCCGCCAGCUCAACAUGUAUUGCUGAGGGCUCCCGCUCACCCAAAGUAUAAGCUUUAUUACUGCACAUAAAACUGAGAAGCCCAACCAUCCACUCCAAACAAGAACCCACAAUAAAUGGAAAUAAAAUUUUAAGAUAACUAGGACA
Molecule: messenger RNA, 865 nt
Organism: Drosophila rhopaloa
Lineage: Eukaryota; Metazoa; Arthropoda; Insecta; Diptera; Drosophilidae
Gene: ninaA
Product: peptidyl-prolyl cis-trans isomerase, rhodopsin-specific isozyme
Exons: 2
Coding region: 35-745 (236 amino acids)
Biological process (GO): protein peptidyl-prolyl isomerization; protein folding
Cellular component (GO): intracellular membrane-bounded organelle
Molecular function (GO): peptidyl-prolyl cis-trans isomerase activity
Source: RefSeq, a predicted model, not a curated record